ACUUGUACGAGUGGGAACGGUCAUUUAAGGUCAUUCCACUGUAGAAGUACGCCCCUAGUCUGCUCCCAUAGAACAGCUACACUCCGUGGAAGGGAAAUCAUGCUUGUCGUUUGUUUCCCAAUUUCUCUCUAAGCUGUGAUUACCUGAUAAACUAUUUUGGGCAAACUCACAAUCACAGAGGCAGAGGGCUCACCUUCUUCAUCCUUUUUCACUUUCUUUAUUCCGUCUGUCUCUCUGCGAUUGAACCUUUUAUCCGUACUUUCACAUGCUCUUGCUUCCUCCGCUUUCUCUCUUUCCGUCUAUUGCCCGUCUCAACGAUCUUCUAUUCUUGUUUUCUUUGUUUGGGCAUUUCUCAUUUCGCUUUAGCUUCUUCGGUUUCUUCUCCCCCUUUUGGUGAUUGCGUCGCUUCCCUUCCUUGGCAACCCCUCAAAUUUGGCCCCUUCCCACGUUCACCGCUGCUUCAAUCUCACUUGGGUAUUUCUCUUUUUUUGCUUUUUGGUAUCAUUAGUUCCCUAGGGUUUUGAUUCUAGCACCGUGGGCUAAUCUUGAUUUUCCCCCUUCGUGGGCAAGGUCGAUUUCGCUGUGUUGUUCGCUUUCCUCUGCUGGGUUGCUGUUAGAUCUCAAUUCUUGUUCUUGGUUGCGUUUUCUCAAUUCUUGUUCUUGGUUGCGUUUCUUGCCUUCUUAUUUUCUCUCUCUCUCUCUCUCUCUCUCUCCAAUUCGAAGACAAUGUCACAAGGGUAUGCAAUCGAACUUUACUUCGAUCCAGCACUUGAAAACCAGGUCUUGAAGGCCUGGAACGUGCUCGCUCGCCGCCAAAUCAGUACUCAGCUGAUCGAGAUGGAGUCGCGCCCGCACAUCACCCUGUUCUCCAGCCCCUUCGUUGAACCCGCAAAGCUGGAGAACAUCGUAAAGGGCUUCGCUUCGAAGCAAGAACCCCUGCCCUUAUCUUUUUCUUCCGUUGGAGGCUUCCCCAGUGACAAUAAUGUUCUCUUUCUUGCCCCAACUCCUACAAUGUCGCUUCUGCAAUUUCAUUCGCAAUUAUGUGAUGCAAUGAAGAAGGAGGGCAUUGAAAUAGGGGAGGAGUAUCGCCCGGAGUCGUGGAUUCCUUACUGCUCUGUUGCUCUAGAGGUGCCGAAGAGUCGGAUGGGCGAGGCGUUCUGUGUUUUGCGAGAUUUGAAGUUGCCAGUCACCGGCUACGCCAUGGAUAUUGGGCUGGUAGAGUUUUCGCCUGUUCGUGAACUCUUUUCAUUUGUGCUUGGUAAUGCAGUAGAAGGAUGAAUUUUCAAGUUGAGCUGUUUUCCAAUUUGUUGUAUCUUUUGAAUGUGUUACAUCUCUGAUUGUGCUGACAGUGCUGUAGGAACUGAGUGUAGAUUAGCAUCAGUGGUGCUAGUUAGAACAUGGAAACAAAAUUUGCUUUCCCUGUCCCCAUAUAUAGUUCGCAAUUGAGAAUGUGUUUUCUGAAA
Messenger RNA from Malania oleifera, 1463 nucleotides. RefSeq lists its product as uncharacterized. The transcript has a single exon. Bases 727 to 1278 code for a protein of 183 amino acids. Lineage: Eukaryota; Viridiplantae; Streptophyta; Magnoliopsida; Santalales; Ximeniaceae. The record is from RefSeq and is a predicted model, not a curated record.